Emericellopsis atlantica is the source of this 1683-nucleotide messenger RNA. RefSeq names its product ribosomal protein S5 domain 2-type protein. Gene Ontology annotation, cellular component: cytoplasmic exosome (RNase complex); nuclear exosome (RNase complex). NCBI's taxonomy places the organism in Eukaryota, Fungi, Ascomycota, Sordariomycetes, Hypocreales, Bionectriaceae. Bases 339 to 1346 code for a protein of 335 amino acids. Gene Ontology annotation, biological process: U4 snRNA 3'-end processing; exonucleolytic trimming to generate mature 3'-end of 5.8S rRNA from tricistronic rRNA transcript (SSU-rRNA, 5.8S rRNA, LSU-rRNA); nuclear mRNA surveillance. The transcript has a single exon. The record is from RefSeq and is a predicted model, not a curated record.
AUCCACAUGUAGGGUAUUCAAUUCAAACUAUUUUUUGGAGUCUCGUUGGAAAUUCAGGUGCACCUUUCCCAUGGUACUUCACAGGGUCGAUUUAGUUGAGCUGAAAUUUAGAGCUCUGCAUGAAUGUAAAAGCGUGAAACUUGAGCGAGAUUCAGGGCAGACACUCUACUCUCAACUUCAAGGACGUCAAGUCUUCGAUUGCAUUUUGGAUCAUCAGCCUUACAUGCCCCGCUCCACCUGAUUGGUGCCACUCGAUCGCGAGGCUGCACCAUCACUUUUUCUCCAAGUGCAACUGAGUUUGCUCUGGACUCAACCACGCCUUCUGUAACGCAAUCAUAAUGGCUCCCGCCGUCGGUCUCUCAAGAAACACUUUUGCCAAAGUCUCCCCCCAUCCUUAUUUGCUCGCCAACCUCGACCCUCCCGUGGGGACUGCCCACGCUCCUUCUCGCAGCAAUGGGCGCUCGCCAAACCAAGUCCGCACACCAUCCGUCAACCUCGCCAGCUUGAGCCAUGCCCACGGCAGCGCUGUCGUACGCAUGGGGGAUACCACAGUGAUCUGUGGUGUGCGAGGCGAGACCAUUCUCACGUCGCAAAUCCCCAACUAUCGCGCCGACAACACCGAAACCGAGCUCAAGGACUAUGACCUACUCGUGCCCAACAUCGAGCUCGCUACAGGAUCAGCACCCCAAUUCAUGCCUGGCGGCCCUCCGACAACUCUUGCACAGACACUGAGCACACGCGUGUACUCCCUCUUGCACAGCUCCAAAAUUCUGAACCCAGAUGAUCUACGGAUAUGGUACGACAGACCGAGCGAUGCGAUCCCAGUCGACAACGAUGCCAUGGAGCAGGAUCAACCGACGGAGCGGGUAGUCGUGGCAUACUGGGUGCUGUACAUUGACAUUUACUUCAUCUCGUUCGACGGAAACCCGUUUGACGCGGCAUGGGCGGCUGCACUGGCUGCACUGAAAGACACCAAGAUCCCGCAGGCGCGCUUCGACCCAGACAAGGAGGCCGUCGUCUGCUCAAGGCCGAGCCCGAGGCCACUGAGCAUCAAAGGCAACCCAAUUGCCUGCACAGCGGUGGUUUUUACUGGAAAGGAAACAGAUCGACCCACAGAGGGACGGUAUUGGCUGUUGGUUGACCCUGAUGCCUCGGAGGAGGUAUUGUGCGAUGAGAGUUUGACCAUUGUGGUGGACUGCACAGAUGGUGUCACCAAGUUCGUCACAAUGUCGAAGCAUGGUGGGACCAAUCUGUCUAGCAAGAUUCUCACCUCAAAGGACAUGCUACAGUGGACGUCGGCAAGGUGGAAGGGCUUCGCAGACGCCAUAGCAGCAGGGCAGCCGUAGGCCCAGAAUGAAAUGAUACCCCAAUCGAUGCCGUAUCUGAUGUGAUACAAGCGGGAUUCCGCGUCUGUGAACUAGCUACCUCACUAAAGAACAGACGCGCACUGGCAAUAAUAGUACAGUACAUUCAAACGUGGACUUAGCAGCGCAGUAGACACGGGACGCGACGUUUGUGUGGCACAGAAAUGUGUCAAGCCAUUCGAACCACCCUUUCAAAUCGUGAAAUCUAGGGCAGUAGAUACCGGCAGACAAUACUUCAUCUCCCGCCCAUUUGUAUCAUCCAGAACUGAAUCCGAAUGAUACGCGUCGUGCCAACAAUUGGACAUUUCGCGUUGUGAUG